AACCCAGCUGUCUGGUGAAAGCGCUUCCUCAGCACGGUGUCACACAUUUGUUACCUUGUUCGCCAUCACAGUGACUCCCGGAUGAACAAACUGUUGCUGUGGCCUCCAGCGGCCUGUGCCUAUCCAUUAGGCCACUGCCACAGAUGAACACAUCAGCGAUUUGGACAUCAUGCGGGGCAUCGUUCAGUACGUCAUUUGUAGACCGCAGUGCAAAGCAUAGUUGAUAUACGGACAUAACGCAAGGAUCACUUCCUCUUCGUUCUUCACCCUCGGCAUGCUCUCUGCCUUGAAUCGCGCAAAAGUCAUCGUUUCCCAAUUCAACACAAGCGUAACUGCGACAUCAAAUAAGAUCGCCACAUCAUCGAUUGUGACCGCUCGAACAUACACUGCCACGUCGACCGCAGCCAUGACGGACACAUCAACCUAUAAAUUCAACCAUACUAUGCUGAGGGUGAAAGACCCACAGAAAAGUGUUGCAUUCUACAAUCACCUGGGCAUGAGCCUGGUCAAUAAAUUCGACUUCCCAGAGAACAAGUUUGCGCUCUACUUCCUAGCUUUCGACUCGCCCAAGGCCGCCUCGCAUGGCAAGCACUGGACGGACAGGGAGGGGAUCGUAGAAUUGACACACAAUUACGGUACUGAGGACGACCCGAACUACAAGCCGCACAAUGGUAACAAGGAGCCGAAGGGAUUCGGCCACUUGUGUAUCAGUGUGGACAACAUACAGGCGGCCUGCAAGCGCAUCGAGGAUGCUGGCUACCGUUUCCAGAAGAAACUGACAGACGGCCGGAUGCGCCACAUUGCAUUCGCACUUGAUCCUGAUGAUUACUGGGUCGAGAUCAUCUCACAAAAUCCCGUCGAUCAAACAGAGAACGUUACCACAACCGACGUGUCAACCUACAGGGAGAAUCAUUCGAUGAUUCGCAUCAAGGAUCCUGAGGUGUCUCUCAAAUUCUACCAAGACAUCAUGGGCAUGAGGCUCAUGCGGACAAACGAGGCCAAGGAAGCGGGCUUCAACCUUUACUUUCUCGGGUAUGGACCGCCUGCUGGCGAUAAAACUGCGAAUGGCGUCAAUCCAACAGCAGAGCGAGAGGGCUUGCUUGAGCUAACCUGGAAUUAUGGCACGGAGAAGGAAGAGGGCAAGGUCUACCAUGACGGGAACAGCGAACCUCAAGGGUUUGGUCACAUCUGCGUCUCUGUCGAUGAUCUUGAGGCGGCUUGCAAGAGACUCGAGGAGAAGGGUGUCAGCUGGAAGAAGAGACUCACGGAUGGAAGGAUGAAGAAUGUUGCGUUUGUCCUGGACCCUGACGGCUACUGGAUCGAGAUCAUACAGAACGAGCGCUAUGGCAAGCCUCCAGGGCAGUAUUAAGGUUCAUUCGAAAGUUUGUGUCAAAGGCCGAUGGCGUUCAUUGACCAGCCAGUCUUCGCAGCUUGUAAAGCCGUAGUAGAAUAUCGUGAACAACAUCAUUAAGCUGUAUCCUCGUACGGCCAAGACAUAGUCCGUCAUUGGCAACACGACUAUGUGUGUACCAACAAGACGCGCGACUAUUUGCAUUCAUGGAUCGAGGAGGUCACUCUUCGAUGCAUGUUUCAAACCUUUCGUUAUGGC
Baudoinia panamericana UAMH 10762 is the source of this 1609-nucleotide messenger RNA. RefSeq lists its product as uncharacterized. Gene Ontology annotation, molecular function: metal ion binding; lactoylglutathione lyase activity. Bases 275 to 1369 code for a protein of 364 amino acids. The record is from RefSeq and is a predicted model, not a curated record. The transcript is spliced from 6 exons. NCBI's taxonomy places the organism in Eukaryota, Fungi, Ascomycota, Dothideomycetes, Mycosphaerellales, Teratosphaeriaceae.